Messenger RNA from Racocetra persica, 482 nucleotides. Lineage: Eukaryota; Fungi; Glomeromycota; Glomeromycetes; Diversisporales; Gigasporaceae. The record is from the annotation of a GenBank genome assembly.
CUUCGGAAAAAGUUCCACUGGGUGAAAUGCCUCUUCGUACCGUAAAAACUUUGCUGGUUGAAUUAGUAACAGGUCUCGGUGAGAGCGUAUUUGAUCAUCUAGAUCUCAUCGACGAUCCACAGCGUAGCUAUGUAUAUCCUUAUUUACACCAUAUGCUUGAAGCAUGCCGCAAAAAAGAAAAACAACCAACUAAUACAAAUAUACCUUUCGAUAAUUCACCAAGUCGACCAUCAUCAAUUGGUUCCGUAAAGUCAGUUGUGAAUGAUACUACUUUUUCAAAUUUCGAAGCUACACAAGUUUCUUCGUCACGUGAACAAAAUCGACAAUCGCCCUCUCCAAAACAAAUAAAUGAAGUGCAUGCAAGAGGCUCACCGAUACCAGAAGUUCCCUCAAUAGUUUAUUGGGCAAAAGGAUGCCAGAUUUUAGAUUUUCCUGUACUGAUCGUGCUAAUUUCCAUAAACAUUUCAUUAUUAAUUCUGUGA